AUGCCGGGCGCCGCCAUACCGGCCGCGGGCUGCCGGGAGGAGGAGGAGGAGGCAGAGGCGGGCCCGCCGGCGGAAGGGGCGGGCGGCGGCUGCUGGGACUGCGACCCAAGUUUGGGCUGUAAACCUCCUUCAGGCGGGGCUCUGCACCGUGGUCAUCCUGCCAGCCCCGGCGCCGCAGGACCCGGAGGCGCGGGGCGGGUGGCAAUUACCGGAUCCUUGGCUCCAGCGGCGACUCUCUCCGCUAGCAUGGGGGGCUUCACCGUCUGGGACUAUGUGGUUUUUGCGGGCAUGCUGGUGAUCUCGGCGAUCAUUGGGGUCUACUACGCCUUCGUGGGAGGCGGGCAGAAGACAUCUAAGGACUUCCUUACUGGGGGCCGCAGCAUGAGCGCUCUCCCGGUCGCGCUCUCUCUCACCGCCAGCUUCAUGUCAGCUGUCACCGUGCUGGGGACCCCUGCCGAGAUUUACCGCUAUGGUGCCAUCUUCUGUAUGUUCGCCUUCACCUAUGGCCUCGUGGUGCUGUGCAGCGCCGAGAUCUUCCUGCCUGUUUUCUACAAGCUGGGCAUUACCAGCACCUACGAGUAUUUAGAGCUUCGGUUUAAUAGAUACCUGCGCCUCUGUGGAACUAUCCUCUUCAUUAUCCAAACGACUUUAUACACUGGUAUUGUCAUCUAUGCUCCAGCUUUAGCACUAAAUCAAGUUACUGGCUUUGACUUGUGGGGUGCAGUGGUUGCAACCGGCGUGGUCUGCACUUUCUACUGCACACUGGGUGGCCUGAAGGCAGUGGUGUGGACAGACGUUUUCCAGGUUGGAAUCAUGGUGGCUGGAUUUUCGGCUGUGAUUAUACGAGCUGUAGUGGUCCAGGAGGGAAUUGGACGCAUUGUGAAUGAUUCCUACUAUGGAGAAAGACUGAACUUCUGGGACUUUAAUCCCAAUCCUCUGCAGAGGCACACCUUCUGGACAAUUCUUAUAGGUGGGACUUUCACAUGGACUGGCAUCUAUGGGGUCAACCAGUCUCAAGUACAGAGAUACAUCGCAUGCAAAACCAGAUUCCAUGCAAAAAUGUCACUCUACAUCAACCUUGUGGGCCUCUGGGCAAUACUGGUCUGUGCAACACUCUGUGGCCUGAGCCUCUACUCCAUCUACAAGGAGUGUGACCCAUGGACAGCAGGGAUGGUGUCAGCACUGGACCAGCUAAUGCCAUACCUGGUGCUGGAUAUUCUCCGUGAUUUUCCAGGAGUGCCAGGGCUUUUUGUGGCUAGUGCCUACAGUGGGACAUUAAGUACGGUGUCCUCCAGCAUCAAUGCUCUGGCUGCCGUCACCGUUGAAGACCUCAUUAGGCCACACUUCAGAUCCCUCUCUGAAAAGCAGUUGUCAUGGAUUUCCAUGGGGAUGAGCCUCUUUUAUGGUGGAGUCUGCAUUGCUAUGGCUGCACUGGCAUCUCUCAUGGGAGCCUUGUUACAGGCAGCACUCAGCAUUUUUGGCAUGGUUGGUGGUCCCCUCUUAGGACUGUUUGCCUUGGGAAUCCUCUGCUCCUUUGCAAAUGGAAUUGGAGCAUUUGUGGGUCUCAUCAGUGGCUUUGCUGUUUCACUUUGGGUUGGAAUCGGAUCUCAGAUCUAUCCUCCACUCCCUGAGAGGACCAAUCCACUGUAUCUCUCAGUUGCAGGCUGUAACAUAUCCACAGGAAAUCUGACAUCCACAGAAAGCCCUUUAACAACAGUCUUCAGCACACCAGCUGCAGAGAGGCCUGCCUUGGCAGAUAACUGGUAUUCCUUGUCCUACCUCUACUUCAGCACACUUGGGACACUCAUCACAGUAGCUGUGGGCAUAAUUAUCAGCCUCCUAACAGGAGGUCUGAAGCAGAACACAGAUCGUAGAUUCCUGCUGACCAAGGAAGAUUUCCUGUCCAACUUCUCAUGCUCUAAAUCUGAGACACCAGAGAAAGUGGAAGUGUUGAACAGACAAUCGUUUCCCGUGGCAGCCGAAGGAACGGACAACCCUGCUUUCAGCCACAUUGAGAUGGACGUUGCCAGUGCUAAGAGCAAAGCCAACGGCCUUCAUAUAUGA
Molecule: messenger RNA, 2064 nt
Organism: Indicator indicator
Lineage: Eukaryota; Metazoa; Chordata; Aves; Piciformes; Indicatoridae
Gene: SLC5A8
Product: solute carrier family 5 member 8
Exons: 17
Coding region: 1-2064 (687 amino acids)
Biological process (GO): propanoate transmembrane transport; sodium ion transport
Cellular component (GO): membrane
Molecular function (GO): organic acid:sodium symporter activity
Source: RefSeq, a predicted model, not a curated record